AGAGACUGCGCCAGACAAGAGCCGCGGGCUGUUUUGAAGCCCCACAGAGUCCAAAACGGAAGUGGUCCUCCAAAAUUACUUUCCCGGGAAACUUGCACUUGAAAAACAAUGAGUUUCUAAUUCGCGUUUUCCUCAAGUUAACUCGGAGAGACACAACAAAACUUUCGCUUUCUGCACAGAGAACCACAGUCUCCUCCCAAGGAAGGAACCUUCCUCUCCAAGCGGCGGCAGCAGAGCGGAACCGAGAAGCCGAGGGCACUGGUUCUCCGUCGUGCUCUUCUCCGGACGGACCAGCCUCCCGGCGGGGUUGCCGUGGAGACCCGGCGCGCCGUGUGGAUGCUGCGACUCGCCCUGGCGCGACCUUCGCUGCCUCUGUGCAGAGGAGGCUCCCGGGACCGACGCCAAGAUGAUGCUUUCAAGGGCCAAACCUGCUGUAGGCGGGGAACUGGCGCACUCUGAUAAAAGAAAGAAGAAGGGUAGGAAGAUUCCAAAGCUAGAGGAGCUGCUUUCACAAAGAGAUUUCACUGGCGCUAUUACCCUCUUGGAGUUCAAACGCCAUGUUGGGGAACAAGAAGAGGAUACAAACUUGUGGAUUGGCUAUUGUGCCUUUCACUUGGGUGACUACAAGAGAGCUCUGGAGGAAUAUGAAAAUGCAACGAAGGAGGAAAAUUGCAACCCUGAAGUCUGGGUGAAUCUCGCCUGCACCUACUUUUUUCUUGGGAUGUAUAAACAAGCGGAAGCAGCUGGAUUUAAAGCUCCAAAGAGUCGGCUCCAAAACCGCCUGCUGUUCCAUUUGGCUCACAAGUUUAAUGAUGAGAAAAAAUUGAUGAACUUUCAUCAAAAUCUUCAGGAUAUCACAGAAGACCAACUCAGUUUGGCCUCAAUCCACUAUAUGCGAUCUCAUUAUCAAGAAGCUAUUGAUAUAUAUAAGCGAAUACUGCUGGAUAACAGGGAGUACCUUGCUCUCAAUGUCUACGUGGCCCUCUGCUACUACAAGUUGGAUUACUAUGAUGUAUCUCAGGAAGUCCUGGCUGUUUAUCUUCAGCAGAUUCCUGACAGCACCAUCGCACUCAACCUUAAGGCCUGUAAUCACUUUCGCCUUUACAACGGCAGAGCAGCUGAGGCGGAGCUCAAAAGCUUGAUGGACAAUGCUUCUUCACCCUUUGAAUUUGCUAAAGAGCUCAUCAGGCACAAUCUGGUUGUUUUCCGAGGAGGUGAAGGGGCUUUGCAGGUUUUACCUCCCCUAGUUGAUGUCAUCCCUGAAGCGAGGCUGAACCUAGUCAUUUACUACCUUCGUCAAGAUGAUGUACAAGAAGCUUACAACUUAAUUAAAGAUCUGGAGCCUUCAACUCCUCAGGAGUACAUCCUCAAAGGAGUGGUGAAUGCAGCACUUGGUCAGGAAAUGGGUUCAAGGGAUCAUAUGAAGAUUGCCCAGCAGUUUUUCCAGUUGGUGGGAGGAUCAGCCAGUGAAUGUGAUACAAUACCAGGGAGGCAAUGCAUGGCUUCAUGUUUCUUUCUGCUUAAGCAAUUUGAUGAUGUCUUGAUUUACCUCAACUCAUUUAAGAGUUACUUCUACAAUGAUGAUGUGUUUAACUUUAAUUACGCCCAAGCCAAAGCUGCAACAGGCAAUACCAGCGAAGGGGAAGAGGUGUUCCUUUUGAUUCAAAGUGAGAAGAUGAAAAAUGAUUACAUUUACCUCAGUUGGCUAGCUCGGUGCUAUAUUAUGAAUAAGAAACCAAGACUAGCAUGGGAACUUUAUCUCAAGAUGGAAACCUCUGGCGAGUCCUUUAGUCUCUUACAGCUCAUUGCUAAUGACUGUUACAAGAUGGGCCAGUUUUACUAUUCAGCCAAAGCUUUUGAUGUCCUAGAGAGGCUGGAUCCCAACCCUGAAUAUUGGGAAGGCAAAAGGGGUGCCUGCGUGGGCAUUUUCCAAAUGAUCUUAGCUGGGAGAGAACCCAAAGAGACCCUUCGUGAAGUGCUCCAUUUACUGAGAAGCACAGGUAACACCCAGGUAGAGUACAUCAUCCGAAUCAUGAAGAAAUGGGCCAAAGAAAACAGAGUGCCUAUCUAACUAACUCCAGAGCCCUAACCCUGAGGCCAGCUUCAGCUUUGACCUGAAACUGGAAAUCAUUUUCCUCAAGUUGAAUGGAAGAUAGUGGGCUCUAUUUGAUGGACAUUUUCCUUCCUUGUUCUUCGAGGCUGAAGAUCAGUAACUGAUUUGCUUAGCCCUUGCCUCCUGGCUGAAAAAAAGUACCAGUCUGUGCUGUGGCCCCUGUGUGAUCCUACUAGCAAUAAGACUUUGGACUUACUGGUGCCUUUCUUCCAAAAGUACUCAGAGUACUCCUGUAAUUUACUGACUUCAAGGAGAACAGCAUAGUUUUGGUUUCUUUUCUUUUCAUGUUAACAUUUCAUGGCAUUUUCUCCUAACUGUAAUAACAAGUGUCUAAUGAUAAAGAGUCGCUGUCAUUCUGUCAUCUUAUCAUCUCUCAUCU
Messenger RNA from Castor canadensis (American beaver), 2492 nucleotides. RefSeq names its product intraflagellar transport 56 (gene Ift56). The record is from RefSeq and is a predicted model, not a curated record. Gene Ontology annotation, molecular function: protein binding; intraciliary transport particle B binding. NCBI's taxonomy places the organism in Eukaryota, Metazoa, Chordata, Mammalia, Rodentia, Castoridae. Gene Ontology annotation, biological process: intraciliary transport involved in cilium assembly; intraciliary anterograde transport. Gene Ontology annotation, cellular component: ciliary base; intraciliary transport particle B; ciliary basal body.